Molecule: messenger RNA, 1153 nt
Organism: Salvelinus namaycush (lake trout)
Lineage: Eukaryota; Metazoa; Chordata; Actinopteri; Salmoniformes; Salmonidae
Product: opioid growth factor receptor-like protein 1
Exons: 7
Coding region: 38-1153 (371 amino acids)
Cellular component (GO): membrane
Molecular function (GO): opioid growth factor receptor activity
Source: RefSeq, a predicted model, not a curated record
CACAGAGGACGGCUGCGACUCCGUGUAGGUUUGUUAAAUGGGAAAUCUGAUAGGCAGUUUGCGCUACAAGGAGCCGAGCACUGUGGAAGAAUGCGACUCGACGUGGGAGUCAGACUCGGAAUGCGAUGAGCAGCCGGGUGAUGAGGACAGCGGGAUAUCCGAGUGUGUCAGCCCGCCCGAGACGGGGAGAUGCGGCGAACAAGCGGACAUGUCCCCGCAGUUCUCUGACUCUGAAUCCAGCACCAAGAUAAAGAGGAGCUUUUAUGCUGCAAAGGAUCUUUACAAAUAUCGCCACAGCUACCCGAACUACAAGGAGCCCCGGUUACCUAAUGAGUACCGCAACCUUCGCUUCUACCUGAACAAGAUCCCUCUAAUACCAGAUGUCAUCUUCAUUGAGGAGAUCCUGACCAAAUGGAAAGGAGAUUAUGACAAACUGGAGCACAAUCACACCUACAUACAGUGGCUUUUCCCUCUGAGGGAGCAAGGGCUCAACCUCUAUGCUCAAGAACUCACUCAGGAGGAGAUCAAGGAAUUCCUAAGCACUCGGGAGGCCAAGCGGCGAUUCUUGCUGGCAUACACACUCAUGCUGGACUUUUACGGAAUCAAACUCCUGGAUAAGAUUGGGAAUGUCACCCGAGCUUCCAACUGGCAAGAACGCUUCCAGCACCUCAAUGAGUCACAGCACAACUACCUGCGGAUCACGCGCAUUCUCAAGUCUCUGGGUGAGCUUGGCUUCGAGGCCUUCAAAGCCCCCCUGGUGCGUCUGCUGCUGGACGAGGCUCUGUGUCGAGGCACCCUGCCCAACAUGCUGCACAGCAUCCUGGAGUACUACGUCUACACAAUCCGCCCACGCUCCCUCCGCCGCAGCCUGCUCCGCUACGCACGCCAGCACUACCAGCCGGCCAACACCUUCCUCUGGGGGCCCCCGGCCAGGAGGAGAGGAGCUGGGGCUGGGCCAGGACCCAUCCUGGAGAGGGAGAGGAGCGGAGGAGACCCCCAUAGGGCUCGUAAUCCGCUGACGAAGCAGGACUCAGGUGGAGGGGGGGAUGGGGGAGGAGAGGGGAAGGGAACCAAGGGCUGUACCGCUUCCACGAAAUCCCUCCAGGAGGGGGUGAAGGGCGAGUACAUUGAGACUGUACCACUGGAAGACUGA